Molecule: messenger RNA, 842 nt
Organism: Drosophila nasuta
Lineage: Eukaryota; Metazoa; Arthropoda; Insecta; Diptera; Drosophilidae
Product: tabinhibitin 3
Exons: 2
Coding region: 10-771 (253 amino acids)
Source: RefSeq, a predicted model, not a curated record
CUAUUUAGAAUGCACAUUCAGUUAGCAAUGUUUAUCCUUUGCACUGCUGUCAUAGAUCAGCUAUAUUCGAUGCGCUUUUUUGAAGCCCCAAUCUUUAAGACCAAAGUAAGUAAAUAUAAGUUGCGUACUAAGCUGGUUUCCCCAACUCCUCCACAAAACUAUUGCCGCAAAGGUCUAUGUCCAGCGAAUGUGAAACACAUCGCAUGUGACAAUCCAUUUUGGGGAUCACAUUGUGAAAAGCCCCGAGCAGGUGUCAACGUGGAAAAAAUCAAGACAGACAUCAUCGACGUUCAUAAUAACAUACGUGAGAAUAUGUCGAAAGUCAGUUGGCAAAAUCUGCCCAUAGCUAAGGGCUUGCCCAAGGUGAAAUGGAACCAAGAUCUUUCCGUUCUGGCGAUGAGGAUCACAAACUAUUGCAACAAUGCAACUGGCAUGGACUGUGUAAAUACACCACGUUUUCUGCAUGUAGGUCGGUCUUCAACGGAUUGGCAAAUUCCUCCUGAGAACAGUAAUAUGAAACCAGAGGAUUUUCUAAUUUUGGCAAUUAAAUAUAUAGGUGGCAACUUCCUUAGGGUAAAUGCGAGUUUUGUUGAGAGUUUUCCAUCGGAUGCCUCGAAUUUUGAUUAUGCAUUCGCAAAUAUAAUUAAUCAAAGAGCGAACGAAGUGGGAUGCGGCAUGAUGACACGAAAACCCGGUAGGUUACCAUGGUACUAUAUCACCUGUUUAUAUGACACGGAAGUGAAGCCUGGCCAAAAAUUGUAUGAUUUUUAAAGUUUAAUUUGAUUAACUACUUCACGACAAAAAUAAAAUGUUUGUUACCUCAAAUAAAUAUAAGUUCUCUG